GUGCAGCACCGUAUCAGUGGCCAGGUGAUGGCUCUGAAGAUGAACACCAUGGCCAGUAACAGGGCUAACAUGCUGAGGGAGGUCCAACUGAUGAACCGCCUGUCUCACCCCAACAUACUCAGGUCUGUCUGUCUUUGGACUUUUAUUAAAACACACUUGCUGUCCAUAUCCAUUUAAAAGCUUUGGUCAACAGGGCAACUCCUCACACAAAUUUGAACCAUGCAGUUAUAACGCAUUAUAAGUCUUGUCAUGCGCAUGUAUGAUGUCUACCAAUACAACACCAGAGCCAGAGACUUUGAUAUUGCCUGUUUAAAAUUGAAGUUUAUCUGGUAAGAACACCUUUUUAUAUACCUGGGCUGUUGAGUGGAACAAACUACCACAGCAACUCAAAGCCAUGCCCGACCACAACUUCAUUUGAAAAUAAUGAUCGCAAUAGUAAUGUUUUUUUCAUGUCUGCAUGUAAUGCUCUAGACUAUGACAGUGUGGUCCUUUGUUUCGUUAUAUGUGUAACCAAAGUAUGCCUAGUAGGCUAGGUCUACUGUGUAGUAAAGGUAUAGUAUGUUUUUUAAAAUCCAUUUAUUUAAGAGGACCACAACUUUUUUUGUGUCAUCCUCUGAAUGUAAAUGCAUUAUCCACAUUUGGUUGUAUUGUGUUUUAAAUGAUAAAAUAAAUCUAGCCUAGCUAUCGAUGAUGACCCCGUUUUUAUAAUGUUUUAUAAACCUCUUCCUCUCUCCUGUCUCAGGUUUGUAGGGGUGUGUGUUAAUGAGGGACAACUCCAUGCAUUGACAGAGGUAAGAUGUAUCUUUAAACUCAGGUAGACUGACUGACUAGGAUCUAGAGAAUACUGGACAAAAAUACAAACAUGCAACAAUUUCAACUAUUUUAUUGUGUUACAGUUCAUAUAAGGAAAUCAGUCAAUUGAAAUGAAUUAAUUAGGCCCUAAUCUAUGGAUUUCACAUGACUGGGCAGGGGCACAGCCAUGGGUGGGCCUGGGAGGGCAUAGGCCCACCGACUUGGGAGCCAGGCCCACCCACUGGGGAGCCAGGCCCAGCCAAUGAGAAUUAUUUUUUUUCCCCACAAAAGGGCUUUAUUACAGACAGAAAUACUCCUCAGUGUCGGUGGCUGGUCUGAGACGAUCCCGCAGGUGAAGAAGCCGGAUGUGGAGGUCCUGGGCUGGCGUGGUUACGCGUGGUCUGCGGUUGUGAGACCGGUUGGACGUACUGCCAAAUUCUCUAAAAUGACAUUGGAGGCGGCUUAUGGUAGAGAAAAUAACAUGACAUUCUCUGCCAACAGCUCUGGUGGACAGUCCUGCAUUCAGUAUGCCAAUUGCACGCUCCCUCAACUUGAGACAUCUGUGGCUUUGUGUUGUGACAAAACUGCACAUUUUAGAGACUCCUUUUAUUGUCCCCAGCACAAGGUGCACCUGUGUAAUGAUCAUGCUGUUUAAUCAGCUACUUCAUAUGCCACACCUGUCAUGUGGAUGGAUUAUCUUGGCAAAGGAGAAAUGCUCACUAACAUGGAUGUAAACAAAUUUGUACACAACAUUUGAGAGAAAUAAGCUUAAUGUGCGUAUGGAACAUUUCUGUGAUCUUUUAUUUCAGAAAAGUUUUUGGUCAUAUGCACAUCCAUGAAAACUUAGGUGCCGGGCUAACAAAGAAAGAACAAGUCAGUCGCAUAUGCAGGAUAUGUAGUACACAGAGUGACUAUGACAAACAAGCCGACUGUCUGGAUGAGCGUUUCAGACACCGGGGUUACCCAGAGGCAAGGGAUCGUUAUAAAAAUAUGACCCAGUACGACAGCCUGAAGCCCAAACCACCCCGCCCUCCUGACCAAAGCGUUCAGUGCUUCCUUCAGUACUCCCCACUUGGUAAACCGUUUGUCCAUAUCAUUAAAAAACACUGGCACAUCUUAAAGCACUGAUCCACAACUGGAAAAUACAUUUAAAGAACCUCCAUGGGUAGUCUUCAGAUGCGCCCCUAACAUCAAUCAAAUGGUGGUGAGGUCUGAUCUUCCACCGGUGCCAUGUAGCACCUUCCUAGACAAUGUACCGGACGGUAAUUACAGAUGUGGUCGAUGUACCAAGUGUAACUUUACAAACAAAUGCACUAUGUUCAAUCACCCUAUCAAGGGCAAGGCCAUCAAGAUUAAGGGCAUCAUUACGUGA
Coregonus sp. 'balchen' is the source of this 2164-nucleotide messenger RNA. NCBI's taxonomy places the organism in Eukaryota, Metazoa, Chordata, Actinopteri, Salmoniformes, Salmonidae. The record is from the annotation of a GenBank genome assembly.